Messenger RNA from Mustela erminea (ermine), 2840 nucleotides. It is a transcript of the gene BTC, whose product is annotated as betacellulin. The transcript has 6 exons. The coding region runs from base 382 to 918 and encodes 178 amino acids. Gene Ontology annotation, biological process: positive regulation of cell population proliferation; epidermal growth factor receptor signaling pathway; positive regulation of mitotic nuclear division. Lineage: Eukaryota; Metazoa; Chordata; Mammalia; Carnivora; Mustelidae. The record is from RefSeq and is a predicted model, not a curated record.
GUGCGACCCAGCAGGGGGAGCGGGUGAGCUGGCCCGAGGGCAGCUCGAGCACGUCCUUGAGUGUGGGUGUGGGUGUGGGGCAACUUGGGUGGGAGCAGCGUGGAGGCUACCCCGACGGAGUCCCGCGCCUCGAGGCUGGGGUGUGUGCAGGAACAGCGAGGAUAAAUAGGAGGCUCCCUCCGCCCGGGCUGCACUCCCGGAGCCGCCCGCGCCCCGGGUGUUGCCUGCCCAGGCCCGGGUGCCCGGCCGAGAAGCAGUUUCGUUUCCGGCUGGCCGGAGAGAGUAGUUUCCAGGCCCGCCCUCGGGCGCCCGCGGCCGGGGAAGGGGCGCAGGACGAGGGGGACUCGUCCAGGGGCUGCCCGGCCCCGCAGCGUGGGGUUGAUGGACCGGGCCGCCCCGGGCAGCGGCGCCGGCUCCCUGCCACUGCUCCUGGCCCUCGCCCUGGGUCUAGUGAUCCUCCACUGUGUUGUGGCAGAUGGGAAUUCAACCAGGAGUCCUGAAAAGGAUGGCCUUCUCUGUCAAGAUCCUGGGGAAAACUGCACAGCUACCACCGCGCAGUCGAAGCGGAGGGGCCACUUCGCGCGCUGCCCCAAGCAGUACAAGCACUACUGCAUCAAAGGGCGAUGUCGCUUCGUGGUGGCCGAGCAGACGCCGUCGUGCGUCUGUGAUGAAGGCUACACUGGGGCGAGAUGUGAGAGAGUUGACUUGUUUUACCUCAGAGGAGAUAGAGGGCAGAUUUUGGUGAUUUGUUUGAUAACAGUUAUGGUCAUUUUUAUCAUUUUGGUGGUCGGUGUCUGCGCAUGCUGUCAUCCUCUUCGGAAGCGUCGUAAAAGAAGGAAGAAGGAAGAAGAAAUGGAAACUCUGGGUAAAGAUAUAACUCCAAUAAAUGAAGAUACUCAAGAGACUAGUAUUGCUUAAUGGCUAUGAAGUUACCUCCAGGCUGGUGGCAAGCUUCAAGAUGCCUUGCUCAUUAGAAAAUGGACAGAAUGUGUCUCAGGAAAAGAGCCAGGAGAAAUGAAUUUUAAAUGAUGUAUUUACUUUUUGUCUGUAAUGUUAAUCUGUGUUUUUUACUAUUUUUAUAAUAAUAAGUAAUUUUAUUAUUGUUCGUAAUUGGGAAAAAGCACUCAGUUAAGAAAUUUUAAUAAACGUCCACUUAAAGUUUUGUUAGCAGUAUUAUCAGUCAAACAAAAAAGGAGAGUCGGAAGGAGUUUAGAUUUUAGGAACUGCAUUAAAAAUAAAGCUGCCAUUUAUCCAGCACAUACUGUGGACCAAGAGUUUAAAGUAUAUCAUUUCCUUUAAUCCUUUUAAGAACCUAUGAAUAUCUCCUAUGAACCUCAUUUCCCAUAUAUGGGAAAAGACACAAAGAAGUUAAAUAACGCAACCCAGAUUUACAGAGGUAGGAAUUGGUGGAGCUGAAAUUGGAACCAAGAGUUACCCAACUUCAGUUUGGGUUCUUAACUAUGAUUUUUGUUGAUCAGAGUGGGUACAACCCAACUCACUGAUAUAACCCAAGACUUUAUACUACAUUAUGUUUUGCCAUGAUACUGAGAUGCUGGGGAUAUUUUCCUGGAGAAACUCAGGUUGGAGAGUCCUGGCUGUAUAUGUUAAUAUUACCAUCAUGUUUUCUACAGCACUGACUUCUUUUAUAUUCCUUUGCUCCUUUAUAAAUUCUCUGCGGCAUGAAUAAAUUCUUACAUUAGUAAAGCAAACAGAUUUGCCCCCAUAGCUAGGGUAAUGAAUAAAGAUGGAAAGUAAAUGCCUGAGCAUCUUUAAGCCCAGGUAAGUGUUCAUGCUAACUAAGGGAUAAAUUAUAGCACUGGAAGAAGAGGUUGUUUAUUCCUGGGCAAUGGUCAGUGACACCACAGCAGAGCCCAGGCACACACUGUCUGUGACCAUAGCCUCAUUUUUGUUCUUCCAAAAAACAGUACCUUUGAUUGCUCUCAAGUGACUGUUGAUGCAAUGAAAUCAUGACCGUGAGCAUCUGUUACUUGGGACCAUCUUGCCAAAUGUUCCUUCAACUCCAUAAUAUAUUUAAUAAAGAUUCUUAAAAAUGAAAAAGCUAAAUCUAUAUUUAGCCAGUAUUCCACAGAAUAUGAAAAUGUCUACACUGACUGGGUGGGUGAUUUAUGAAAACCGAUGGAAGGUGUCCCCCACUUGCUGUACUUACGCUGUUGUGAAGCUAGCUAAGCAGGUUUUAUACCAGAAUCCUAACAGAUUUUACUCUGCAGCAUAGACUUCAUACACAAAGUGAAGAGGGGAAUUCAGACUGAAGAUGAAGUUGGAUGUCACUUUCUAGCACAUACCCUGUUUUGAGUGAGAAUGAGGUUAUCUUCACAGAAAUAGCUCAAAUAUAUAAAGCGCUAAGCCAAACAACUAGUUAUCUUCUAAAUCUGUUUUUCCUUCUGACUUAAUAACCAUCCUUGAAACAGGACUAUAUCCAUCGGAUUCCUGCUGCAUAUGCUUUGUUUCCAAAAGUCGUCUUCUGGGCUAAUCUAUGCCCUUGCUUUUUCUCGGUGUACUUUGAUACCAAAGUGCUUGAAACAAAUGGUUGUUACAGCAUUUUAAAACAAAACAAAAUGCUGAAAAUGUUUCUCCUUCCCGGAACUGAGGUUGGUUAACCAGUGGAAUCUCUCAAACCAAGUCAGGCUUGGGAAUUUUGUUUUGAUCCUAAAAUGUAAAUGGCGUUUCUUAAAAUUUGGUAGGUCUGAUAUCAAGAAAGAACUUCAAAGAUUUUCAUAUUUUUAAAAAAUGUAUUUUAUAAUUGUUUUGUAUAUUCUAAAUGAUGUUGUUUAUGUAAACUGUCAACAUUAUCAUAUAAUAAAGUAAAUUUAUUUUUAAAA